This is a messenger RNA of Saccharomycodes ludwigii, 1143 nucleotides long. RefSeq names its product cell proliferation protein CDC123 (gene CDC123). The transcript has a single exon. Lineage: Eukaryota; Fungi; Ascomycota; Saccharomycetes; Saccharomycodales; Saccharomycodaceae. Bases 1 to 1143 code for a protein of 380 amino acids. The record is from RefSeq and is a predicted model, not a curated record. Gene Ontology annotation, cellular component: cytoplasm.
AUGACUACAACUGAUUAUAAGGUUUUAUCUGAACUACCUCCUAUUUCUAAGGAAAGCGUUGAUAAAUGUUCGUAUUCUAGUUGGUACACCACUUUUGAAAAAUAUACACCCAAAUCGCAUAUAAUUAAACCAUUACCUGAAAAGUUUAUAGAAUAUAUUAAACAAGAUGGGAUUUAUUUACCUACCAAUGGGAAAGAUAGUGAGAAAGAAAGAAGUGUAAAUGGCAAAACAGAUAGCGACAGUGAUAUCUGUUGGGAAAACUCAUGUAUGGAAUUAGCCUCGGAUGAUGGUAGUGAUAAGGAAGAGCAUCCAGUUACUCAAAGAAUUGAUCCAUUAGUGGAUUUUCCUGAAUUUCAUCUAUUAUUGGAAAAUAAAUUUCUUGAAAUCAACGGACCAAUAUCGCCUAAAUUAAAUUGGUCUUCUCCAAAAGAUGCCGCUUGGAUUUUACCAUAUAAUAACACAAUGCUUUGCAGAGAGGUAAAUGAUCUAUAUCUACUAUUAAAUGCUUCCAAUUAUACAAUGCAUGACAUAUUAACUCCCUACGAGGAUGUCCCUGAUCGUGAAGACGAGGAAGGUAAUUGUUAUGAAUUGGUUCUUAGGGAAUGGGAAGAUAUUAAUCCGGCUUUGGAAUUUCGUGUUUUCAUUGCCUGUGAAAGUAGGCAGAUCUUAGGUAUCUCACAAAGAGAUAUGAAAACAAACUAUCAAUUUUUAGAAAAUUUGAAGACUGGAAUACAAGAAAAAAUCGAGGAAUUUGUAGAAACUGUUUUUUUAAAAAAAGACUUGUUUCAAAAUGAAAAAGGUGUUGUGAUCGAUGUAUAUGUGCCACGUCCCUUCAACAAAAUUUGGUUGAUCGAUGUUAAUGCCUUUAGUAGGUCUACUGAUCCUUUGUUAUUUAGUUGGAAUGAACUAAUAACUAAAUUGGGAAAUGGUAAAAGCCCAAAAGCAUCUGUGAGCGAUUUUGAUGUCGAAUUUAGACUAGUUUCCAAAACUGCCGUUGGCCAUAGAGACCAUACAGAAAACCAAAUGCCGAUUGAUAUCGUUCAAGCUAGUAUAGAUCCUGAAAGUUUAAGGGAAUUGACGUAUCAGUGGAACGAGGCUUUGAAAUUACAAGAGAAAGAGGAUAAAGAAACUAGAGAUUCUUAA